Molecule: messenger RNA, 1092 nt
Organism: Gallus gallus (chicken)
Lineage: Eukaryota; Metazoa; Chordata; Aves; Galliformes; Phasianidae
Product: proteinase-activated receptor 2-like
Exons: 2
Coding region: 1-1092 (363 amino acids)
Biological process (GO): phospholipase C-activating G protein-coupled receptor signaling pathway; thrombin-activated receptor signaling pathway; positive regulation of Rho protein signal transduction
Cellular component (GO): membrane
Molecular function (GO): thrombin-activated receptor activity
Source: RefSeq, a predicted model, not a curated record
AUGGCCCGGCUUGUGACAUCGCCUGGAUUUGCUGGCUUUUGUGUCACCCUCCUGCUCGGCUUGGCCACCCAGCUUCCCCUGGCACAUGGCAAAGGGCGGUCGUUUUUGCACCUGACCCCCCAUGAAGAAGCUGAGUGCCCCGAUGCCUCUCUGGAAUCCUUCCUCAACAGCACCACGACCACCAUCCUCCUCCCCACCCUCUACUCUGUGGUGCUGCUCGUGGGGCUGCCUGCCAAUGCUCUGGCCUGCUGGGUCCUGGCCAAAAACUUCAGGAGAUGCUCCAGUAGCCUCUUCCUGCUCAACCUGGCUGCUGCUGACCUCCUCUUCAUCCUCCUCCUACCCUUCAAGAUCUCCUACCACCUCCUGGGUAACCACUGGCUCUUUGGGGACUACCUCUGCCGCACCAUGGUAGCGCUUUUCUAUGGGAACAUGUACACCUCCAUCCUCUUCCUCACCUGCAUCGGAGUGGAGCGCUAUGUCUCUGUGGCCCACCCAUUCCUCUGGAAGGGCUCCAUGGGGACGUGGGGCAGGGCAGGCAUCUGCGUGGCCAUCUGGCUGCUGGUGGGGCUGGGUGUGAGCCCGCUGCUAUUCUACCCACAGACAGAGCACAUCUCGAAGUUGAACAUCACAACGUGCCACGAUGUCCAAGGAAAGGACAAUUUCUUCCAGCACUAUUUCCUCUGCCUGGUGGGGCUGGGCUUCGGUGUGCCUUUUGUGCUCAUGAUCAUCUCUCACGGCUGCAUCCUGGCCCGGCUGCUGGGCAAGCAGAAUAACUACAGGCACGUAGUGCGCGUCCUGGUUGUGGUCCUGCUGGCCUUCCUCCUCUGCUUCACCCCCAGCAAUGUGCUGCUCCUCAUGCACUACCUGCGGCAGGACACGGGCUGCAACAACAUCACCUACAGCUGGUAUGCCCUGGCCUUGGCCUUCAGUGCUUUUAACAACUGCUUUGAUCCCUUCCUCUAUUUCUACGUCUCCAAAGAUUUUCGGGGCUGGAUCCGGGACGCUGGCUGCUGUCUCUGGGGGCUGGGGACAAAGGGGGAAUGGAAGAAGGCAGCCUUGCCCCUGCGGUCCAGCGAGCAGAGCCAGCUGUAG